Messenger RNA from Trichechus manatus latirostris (Florida manatee), 12729 nucleotides. RefSeq names its product R3H domain containing 2 (gene R3HDM2). The transcript is spliced from 26 exons. The coding region runs from base 7029 to 10262 and encodes 1077 amino acids. The record is from RefSeq and is a predicted model, not a curated record. Lineage: Eukaryota; Metazoa; Chordata; Mammalia; Sirenia; Trichechidae. Gene Ontology annotation, molecular function: nucleic acid binding.
UCCCUCAGGGAGUUUGGAUGGGAAGGCACAAUUUUGAUGAUGCUCACAGUCACCCUGGGAUGACAGUGGUACCAGUAGGGUUCUCAUCCUCUCCUUCCCUGACCCCAUACAGCUGUUAAACUCCACUAAUUGCUGGAUAUUAAGAUUGCUCUAUUGUUUUCAAAAAUGCCCUAGGGCAUAAAUUCCUUUACAAACUAAAUUGUGACUCCUCUGAUGCAGUAGUUUCUGAGGUCAGUGUUUGAUAUUUGUUCUGACCUCCACUGCUGUUGAGUCGAUUUGGACCCUGUGGGACAGACUAGAACUGCCCUUUAGGGUUUCCAAGGCUGUAAAUCUCUAUGGAAGCAGGCUGUCACAUCUUUCUCCCACAGAGCCGCUGGUGAGUUCGAACUGCUGACCUUUUGGUUUGCAUCCGAGUGCUUUAACCACUGUGCCACAAGGGUUCCUUUUGUUCUGACCUCAGGAGGGCUCAUUUCAGCUGUGUUGUUUUCUGGGAGCUACUUUCUUCUGUAGUCUCAGCUGUAUUUUCAUUAGAUCCAUAAAUCUUCUCCCUAUUGCGUUUUACUACAGUUGCCACUGUUUUUUGAGAGUGCCCUCAGGUUUAAACUCUGUUGGAAAUAAAGUCAGUUCCUUUGGGAAGAGAUUAGGAGUUAUCUGUUUUUUGGCCUGCCUCUCCCUGAGGCAAAAUUUGUAUGCCAUGGCUCUGGAGUUGGGAGUGGAGACAAUGGGAAGUUUCUCUCUGAGUGACUCCCCUGCUCUAAGAGUUGAGCACUGAGUGGAGGAAAGGCAGUAGCCUGAGGCCCUCUUAGUUUGCCUCUCCUGGUAUGGAAUCACCACCUCAAGAGCCUGAAAGGGUUAUAUAGUAGUUUUAGCAUGCUAGGCUCAAAGUAGAGCCUCUAAUCCAUAAGUGGGAGUUAGUUGGAAGAAGGGAGUCCCUACCUCCCAACUGCACUUGCCUGGAAUUUAGCCUCAGCAGCAGGGGUGGUAAGGAUAACAUGCUGAGGGCAUUCUCUUCCUCAGAAGAAAGCCCUCAGUCUGGGAGCUGGGUGGAGAGGGGAGCCCUGUGUUCUUGGUUGCAGCAGUCUAGAGUGGAGUCUCAAGGGCACAAAAGGUGUAGAGUGAAGUUUUCUUCCUGCUCCUAUACCCCAAACCACUCACUUCCUCUCUCUAGCAACAAUUAACACUACCAGUGUUGGUGCAUUCUAUGCAUUUAUAAGCAUAAAAUAGACAUAUAUAAGCAAAUGAAGUAUAGAUAUCCUUUUUUCCCCCUUCUUACAAAACUUGUUCUGUAUUUAACUCUUUUCGCUUAACAGUAUAACUUACAAGUACAUCAAGAAUUUCCUUAUUUUUGUUUUUGCCUGUAGAGUAUUAUGGAAUGUGGAGGAACUAUUUAUUUUAUUAUUCUAUUAAAGGUCAUUUUGAUUUUUUCCCCACCUUUUUUGCAGUUACAAACAGUGCUGCAUAAAUAACCUAUUAAGAUAAAUUUUUAAGGUUGUAUAUUUUUGUAAUUUUUUUGUAAAUACUGCAAAAUUGCCUUCCAGAUGUUACCCGAAUAGGAUCUGUGCCCUGGAGCAGUCCAGCUAAUAAAACAUACUCAAGUCAGAAAAAGAGAGAAAGUUUUAAUUCAGGAAGUGUACACCACUGGGGACCCAACAGCAACCCAGGCUGUCCUUCGGGAGUCCCAAAAGGCAUUUUUACAUUAGAGCUUAUAUAUGAUUUUUACAAAGGUUAAAAGUGUUGUUAUUCAUUCUAAGGUAAUUACAAGAGUUUCUUUAUCAUAUCAUACUAAAGAGAUAAGGAACCAGAAGUUUCUUUAUCAGGCUAAAGAUAUAAGUGUCUGACGUCUAGGCUCUAAUCUUCUUUGGGGGAUCCUAAGUCAUAAAAUAAAGUCAUUAACAAAGGUAUACAAAAACGGAGAAGGCAAAGAAAAAAGAAAAAAUAACUUACAGGUUCAUCAUGGCGUUAGUUUGUCAAGCUCUCAGUCGCCCAUUCUGAAAUGGUGAAAAUAUGCUGGGGAGUAUUAUGGUCACAUAGUCCCCCCUUUGAAACUCAGGUGGCCGUAUACACCCAUCCCAAGUUUCAACCAAUUCUCUUAGAUCAGAAAGUUUCAAGCAAAGGGAUUGGGCCUUUUCCUGCGACGGGUUUGAGCCAUCCACUGGACAGUUUGACUCGGCACAGAGAAUGUCAUCCCACAUAUAGGCAUAAAUUGGAGACAGCAACAGAUUAACAGGCCUGUAACAACUAAUCCAGUUUUACUAAUGAAUAAGAUUUUUAGCCAGGUAAGAUCUGGCAGUCAGGAGGUCAGCCAAAAAAAAUCAAACCCUUCGUGGAUCUUAUAACAGGCCCCCAACUAUAAAUAUCUGAAUAUUGUAACUCUUUUUUGUGUGUUUUAAAGUGGUGAAAUUUCUCGACACCUCUAGGGGAGUACAAAUCCCAGAUACAGGACUUCAGGGCCGAAUUGGCAUGCGACCCCCUGAUCAGACAGAAAUCAGUAAUGUUGAACACUUUUCUAGCAAUAUAGAUUCAAAAAUUUUCAUCUUCCAACAAGGGGUCGGGGAGGACCGUUUAUCUCAGGGACAAGGAUUCUCCCAGCGGAUUUCUCUCUCGUACCUCAUAGUAAUCCCAUCCAAGCUAGCAUUAAAAACUUUUACUUUUUAACCCUAGAAAGUCUUAACUUCAGGCCGUCGAUGGGUUGAGUUUUCCACUCCUUCUUGUCACUGUAGACCAGGCAGGGCUUGACGCGGGAAUGAUGGAUCCACGGUUUGACUCCCACGAGCUUCACGGCUGUGUGAGUGCUGAGUAGCACAGUAAAGGGUCUAGUCCACUUAGGCUGUAACGGGAGGUCUUUCUACUUACGAAGGAGCACCUGGUCGCCGAGCUGGAAAGAGUGCAUGGCUAUCUCAAGAGGGAACUUCUGCUGGAUCCAUACUGCCCGAUGCAACUGGGAAAGAAUUUUGGUUAGAGAAAGCAAACGUUCAGACAUCAUUACAUUGGGAGGCUAGGUGGAGGACUGUGGGGAGAGUUGGUUGAGACAAUAUGAUCUCCCAUUAAGUGUUUCAAAAGGGCUGAUUUUAAGUUUUCCCCGGGGUGCGAUACAGACACGGAGGAGGGCCAGUGUCAGGACAUCUGUCUAUGGCAGCCUGGUCUCUUGGCACAGUUUACUAAGAUGAUGUUUUAUGGUCUGAUUCAUUCUUCCAACCUUUCUGCUAGAUUAGGGUCUCCAUACUGUGUGGAGUUUUCACUUUAUUCUUAAGGCAGUUGAAACCUGUUGUACUGCUCUCUAGCUGUCUCGGUUCAGCAGGGAAGAGCUUCUACCCAUCCUGAAAAAGAAUCUACACACACCAGUAAAUAUUUCAUCCAGCGUUUAGUUUUGAACACUUCACGAAAGUCGGUUUGCCAUAUUUCACCUCGAAGGCUCCUAUUUCUUGAGGACUAGAAAUCUUGGGCCCAUAAGUCUUUGAAUAAGGUCCUUUUUGUUCCAAUACUACAGUCACUGCUUGAGGGACAAAGACAAUAAUAUCAUGUCCCACGGUAAAUUUGUUAGCCUCCUUUACGAUAAUGCUAGCUGUGGCAUCUGCUUGGAGGCAGGCCUGCGGUCUUUUUGAGAAAAGCAUCCAGGUUUUUUUAGAGAAAUAGGCAAUGGGGCAUUUCCACUGUCCCAACUACAGGGUUAAUACACCAGCAGCCGCUCCUCUUCUCUCCUCUAUAUACAAUUCAAAGGGUAUUUGAUAAUCUGGCAUGCCACUGGGGCUUUAAAUCACAAAAGGCUUGUUUGACACUCAGGAGUCCUUUGAAAGGAUCUCUCUCCGCCCCCUGAGUAGCCUGAUAGGCUAGGCUGCAGAUGGUUUCUAUGAAGAAACCUAGGCAUUUUACCUCUGUGAGGUUAGCUUGUAACUUUAUUAAAGAGACUCUAUCCAGCUUUGGCCAGAAAAUUUAAGACAGUCACAGUAUUUGUGACGGAGUCUUCCUCAGACUUGCUUCCUAUCAGGAGGUCUGUCCACAUACUGAAAGACCACUCCUUGCUUGAGGGGAGGCAGCCACUCUAGAUCCUGGGCCAGCUCUGUUCCAAAAAUAGUGAGGGAGUUCUUAAACCCUUGGGGUAGCAUAGUCCAACAGAGCUGUUUCUUUCUUUUGUCACCUUCCCAUUCGGAAGCAAAGAUCAGCUGGCUCUCAGCAGCCAGCGGGACACAAAAGAAAGUGUCUUUUAAAUCCAAAAACAGUAAAAUGAGUGCAGGAAGGCGGGUUCAGGACUAUCGGGUGUAGGGUCUUCACAACUUUGUUAACAGCCUUCAAAACGGUACUCACUGGUCGAUGUCUUCUUUACCGGCAGAACAGGGGUGUUGAAUGGGGAUCAGCAUUCUCACAAUAGUCCCCACUCCACGUAUCGUAUCGAGUGAUCAGUCCCUGCAGUCCUAGACGAGCCUCAACUCUCAGUGGAUAUUGUUUAAUCUGAGGAGGCAUGACAUUACUUAACAGCACCACAACCACAGGGAGGACAGUCCGAGCUGGUCCCGGCCGGCCACUGGCCCAAACCCACGGGGCCACGGCAUCAACCACUCUUUGAGCCGUGGGUGAGACAGACGCGGGGGAUAGCACCAGUUAGGUGAGGGCUAAGAGAAGCUGCUUGCACUUUCCAAGGGUUUGCUGGCAGUACUGUUAGAGACAGGCCUUUUUUAUCAAAAGAGUUUUCAGCAGGCAUUUUCCUUAGGAAAUCCUGCCCAAAAAAGGGGAACCAGGCAUUCAGGGUGUAUAGAAAGUGGUGGGAUAGCUUGAUUUCCCGUUUCACAGUCCACUGGCAAAAAAAAAAGAUCGAGUCAUCCUUUCCCCAGUCACCCUUACAACUUGAGUACUGCUGGUCGAGGCAGUCCCUUUAGACUUCUGAGUGGGUACUGAGAAGGCUGCUCUGGUAUCAGCUAAAAAGUCUACUGGCUGUUCUCUCACCAUAACUUUUACCAGGGAGUCAGUAGGAGGUAAAUCAAAAGUUGUCUCACCCUGUCUCUGUCAUUCAGAGUCUUUCUCCUGCUCUUUCAUAAUUCCUUGAAAAAGCUUCUCCCCCCUUUCAGUCUUGCCUGGCCCUUUUCCAUUCUUUCUUUGGGGCACUUGUUUUUCCAGUGUCCGUCCUCUCUGCAAUAUGCACAUUGGUUUUUCUUUAGUCGGGGCCCGUCCUUACCUCGGUCUUGUCACCUUCUUCCAGAUGAUCCUAGACCAGCAACCUGUUUCUUCAUGUCCUGGUCUUUUUCUUUUUUUCCCCGUCCUCUUUUACCUGAUCCCUGUUGGUAAAGACCUUAAAUGCGUUCAGUCAUGGCAUGUGGGUCUGACGGAUACUCCGGAAAGUUUUGCUUUCAGUUGUACAAAUCGGAUGCCAGGAUCGGAUUACGGACCCACGUCAUCUGAGGUGGGCCUUUCUGCAGCGGUGACUGGCACCUCCUGGAGUGGGUAAAGCCCUUCUGGGUGAAGUAGUCUGAAUUUUACCCCACUCCUAGUAUGGAUGGUAUCUGUCCCACCUUCUCCACCCCGCCUUUAACACCUUCCCAUCCUUAUCUUCUGAUAGCACCAAGGAGGGUUUCUCCGAGGUGAGGGAAUGAGAGUUUGGGUAUAAUAUCUGGUUCUUCAUCACCUACCCCCUCAUCAUCAUUCGCCUGCACAAGAGGGGUUAAAACAGAGGCUUUAUCCUUUUGUUCGUGCGAUAAAGUCGUAAAACAUUUCACAUACAGCUUUUCAUCCCACUUGUUAGUUCGAGUACAAAACAGGUCAAACUUCAUAAUGGCACCAAAAUCUGUAAACCAUUUUAAAGGUCACUUAACCCCAUCGGGGAGCUGGUAUUGAGGCCACAUCUGAUUACAUAAACCUUUAAGAUGUCUCUUAGUUAGGGGAUCCCUUCCUAAAUAAGUCCAGUUCUUAGUGGACUCUCGGCCGGAACCUUACUUCCCUGGGUACCCACUUGCAACGGGGAACCUCGCUGGUCUCUUGUCCAACCUCAUGGGAUCUAGUCACCCGUUCUUGGAGGGAGUCUGGGAGAACCGAUGCCCCUGUGGCUUCUACAGAGGGUUUACCACCCAAUGAUGCCCAGUUACCUGCCAUGGCCAACGGAAACUUUCUCCCUCUGUCCAGAGCUCGCUGCCAUGGAGUCCUCCCCCAUUGCCAGACCUCUGGGCCACCACAGGUUGAGAGACCUCCACAACUCGAGGAGGGGUGCACCUUCUGUCUUCCUGGGUCCUUCCCAUAGGCUUGGUCCUUAGGGAAACUGAGCCAGGGCCUGAGUAAUUUGAGCCCCACGUUGGGUGCCACAAAGAUAUAUGCAAUUUAUAUUCCCACCAGCAGUUGUUUUGAGUUUUGACAUAAGGGAUUUGGGCAUGGUGAAUACACAGAAUAACCAAUUUGAAAUAUCCUCUUCAUCCAUGUGUAUUUACAGUGGGGAACCCAGUAUUGGAUUGCAUUUUAGCCUUGUUUAUUCAACACACGGUUAGUUAAGUGCCUGCGAAAGAAUGUAGUCUUUGCUGUCCACUGUCAGCAAAUAAUUACAGCAGAUUAACUUUACCUAAGAUAUCAUAGAAGAUAUCUGGAGGAGCAGAUCUUUGUUUGCCCCAGGUAGGAUAGGGGAGAUUCUAGAUUAGCAGUUCUCAAACUUUUUGGUUUCCUACCUCUUUACUCUUUUAAAAGUUAUUAUGGACCCCAAAGAGCUUUUAUUUAUAUGGGUUAUAUUUAUGAAUAUUUACUGUAUUAGAUUAAAACUAAGGAAAAGUAAAUAUUUAUUAAUUCAUUAAAAUAACAAUAAAGUUUACAUAUUAAUAUGCGUAUAUAACUUUUUAAUGGAAAAUAGCUAUAUUUUCUAAAACAAAACAUUUGUGAGAAGAGGGAGCAGAUAUUUACAUUUUUUGCAAAUAUCUUUAAUGUCUGACUUAAUAGAAGACAGUUGGAUUCUCAUAUCUGCUUCUGCAUGCAGUCUGCUGUGAUAUGUCGUUUUGGUUGAAGUACAUGAAGAAAAUCCAGCCUCAAAGAUAUGUAGUUGGAAAAAGGAGGAGUAUUUUACUAUGCUUUUCAGGUUAGACUUGUUUCUUAUGUGUGAUGCCAUUCCAGCACUGGACUCAUGGAGGCUGAACAUUUAUUCAGGAGUCCAUAGAGGCUACUGUAUUCUGUUGAAGAUGUCUAACAGUAACGCUACUCAGGAGACCCUGGAAAUAAUGAAAGAAUCAGAAAAAAAACUGGUAGAAGAAUCUGUAAACAAAAACAAGCUUAUAUCUAAGGCUUCAAGUAAGGAAGAAAUUGAGAAAGAGGGUGAAGAUAUCAGUUUGCGCCAGGAAUCACAGAGGCGGACAUCCAACCAUGGUCAUGCCAGGAAAAGAGCGAAGUCUAAUUCCAAGCUGAAGUUGGUGCGCAGCCUGGCAGUGUGUGAAGAGUCCUCCACCCCAUUUGCUGAUGGGCCGCUAGAAACCCAGGAUAUAAUUCAGUUACAUAUCAGUUGCCCCUCUGACAAGGAGGAGGAAAAGUCCACAAAGGAUGUCUCUGAAAAGGAAGACAAGGAGAAAAAUAAAGAAAAGAUCCCAAGGAAGAUGCUGUCCAGAGACUCCAGCCAAGAGUAUACGGACUCCACUGGAAUAGACCUACAUGAAUUUCUUGUAAAUACACUGAAAAAGAAUCCAAGGGACAGAAUGAUGCUGCUAAAAUUAGAACAGGAGAUUCUGGACUUUAUUAAUGACAACAAUAACCAGUUCAAGAAGUUCCCUCAGAUGACCUCAUAUCACCGGAUGCUAUUACACCGGGUAGCUGCCUAUUUUGGGAUGGACCACAAUGUUGAUCAAACUGGAAAAGCUGUCAUCAUCAACAAAACCAGUAACACAAGAAUUCCUGAACAGAGGUUCUCAGAACAUAUAAAGGAUGAGAAGAAUACAGAAUUUCAACAGAGAUUCAUUCUCAAGAGAGAUGAUGCCAGUAUGGACCGAGAUGAUAAUCAGAUCAGAGUUCCAUUGCAGGAUGGAAGGAGGAGCAAGUCAAUAGAAGAGAGAGAGGAGGAAUAUCAAAGGGUCCGAGAGAGAAUAUUUGCCCGAGAGACUGGCCAGAACGGAUAUCUAAAUGACAUCAGACUCUCCAAAGAAGCCUUUUCUUCUAGUUCUCACAAGAGAAGGCAGAUUUUUAGGGGGAACCGAGAGGGGCUGAGCCGCACCUCAAGCAGCCGCCAGAGCAGCACAGACAGCGAACUCAAAUCCCUGGAGCCGCGGCCCUGGAGCAGCACAGACUCUGACGGCUCUGUCCGGAGCAUGCGACCCCCUGUCACCAAAGCCAGCAGCUUCAGCGGAAUCUCUAUCCUCACCCGGGGCGACAGCAUCGGGAGCAGUAAAGGUGGCAGUGCAGGAAGGAUCUCCAGGCCAGGUAUGGCGCUAGGUGCCCCAGAAGUGUGCCACCAGGUCACCUCAUCGCAGUCUAUCCGGGGCCUUCUCCCUUGUACUGCCCAGCAGCAGCAGCAGCAGCAGCAGCUUCCUGCUCUCCCGCCCACGCCUCAGCAACAGCAGCCCUUGAAUAAUCACAUGAUCUCACAGCCAGUCCCGGCUCUGCAGCCCUCCCCGCAGCCUGUUCAGUUCUCUCCAAGCUCCUGUCCCCAGGUCCUUCUGCCAGUCUCUCCGCACCAGCAGUACAACAUGGCAGAUGACCUCAGCAAUCCCUUUGGACAAAUGAGCCUCAGCCGCCAAGGUUCUGCUGAAGCAGCUGACCCAUCUUCAGCUCUCUUCCAGCCUCCACUUAUCUCCCAGCACCCUCAGCAGACUAGCUUCAUCAUGGCUUCCACGGGACAGCCCCUCCCCACUUCCAGCUAUUCCACCUCUAGCCAUGCACCACCUACUCAGCAAGUCCUGCCGCCCCAGGGCUACAUGCAGCCCCCUCAGCAGAUCCAGGUUUCUUACUAUCCUCCUGGACAGUAUCCUAACUCCAACCAGCAAUAUCGACCUCUCUCUCACUCGGUGGCCUAUAGCCCCCAACGUGGUCAGCAGCUGCCUCAGCCAUCCCAGCAGCCUGGUUUACAGCCCAUGAUGCCUAACCAGCAACAGGCGGCUUACCAAGGCAUGAUUGGGGUCCAGCAGCCACAGAACCAGGGCCUUCUCAGCAACCAGAGGAGCAGCUUGGGGGGCCAAAUGCAAGGCCUGGUGGUUCAGUACACUCCACUGCCUUCUUACCAAGUCCCAGUGGGUAAUGACUCGCAAAAUGUGGUCCAGCCGCCUUUCCAGCAACCUAUGCUGGUCCCUGCGAGCCAAUCUGUGCAAGGGGGCCUGCCAGCAGGGGGCGUGCCCGUGUACUACAGCAUGAUCCCACCAGCUCAGCAGAACGGUACGAGCCCUUCUGUAGGGUUUCUACAACCUCCUGGCUCUGAGCAGUUCCAGAUGCCUCAGUCUCCCUCUCCCUGCAGCCCACCACAAAUGCCACAGCAGUACUCAGGAGUGUCACCUUCUGGACCAGGUGUGGUGGUCAUGCAGCUGAAUGUCCCUAACGGACCCCAGGCCCCCCAGAACCCUUCCAUGGUCCAGUGGAGUCACUGUAAAUAUUACAGUGUGGACCACCGGGGACAGAAGCCUGGAGACCUGUACAAUCCUGAAAGUAGUCCCCAGGCCAACACACAGAUGAGCAGCAGCCCUGUCACAUCUCCUACCCAGUCCCCAGCACCCUCUCCUGUCACCAGCCUCAGCAACGUCUGCACAGGACUCAGUCCCCUGCCCGUCCUUACACAGUUCCCCCGGCCUGGGGGUACAGCACAGGGUGAUGGGCGCUACUCCCUCUUGGGUCAGCCAUUACAGUACAAUCUGUCCAUCUGCCCUCCCUUGCUCCAUGGCCAGUCAACUUACACAGUGCACCAGGGACAGAGUGGAUUGAAGCAUGGAAACCGGGGCAAGAGACAAGCACUCAAAUCUGCCUCCACUGACCUGGGGACAGCAGAUGUUGUCCUGGGUCGGGUGCUGGAGGUGACAGAUCUCCCUGAGGGCAUCACCCGUACCGAGGCGGACAAACUCUUCACCCAGCUCGCCAUGUCCGGCGCCAAGAUCCAGUGGCUCAAGGAUGCUCAGGGGCUGCCCAGCGGGGGCGGGGGGGACAACGGUGGGACUGCUGAGAACGGCCGCCACGCGGACCUUGCUGCCUUGUACACCAUCGUGGCUGUGUUCCCCAGCCCCCUGGCUGCCCAAAACGCCUCCCUUCGCCUCAACAACUCCGUGAGUCGCUUCAAACUUCGAGUGGCCAAAAAGAACUAUGACCUGAGGAUCCUGGAGCGAGCCAGCUCCCAGUGAGCGGAGAACGGGAAGGGACCAGCACAGUAGGGAUGGGGAUAGGGUGGAGGGAGUGGAGGGGUCCAGACAGAUCAUGGACAGAGGCACGAAGUAGGGAGACAGACGCUGAACUGGAGCCUGAGACCUUAGGGACAGAGAUGGAAACAGACACGGGACUCCUCACUCCCCUGCCGUGGUCCUUUUUCCCUGGUUGGCUCCUCUCUGCUUCCCUCUCCUUCCCAUCAUCUUCUAUCAUUUUUUAUCUCUUCUCCCACCAUGAAAUUAAUUUCUUUCAUAUUUUUUGGCCAGGUAGAAUUAGGAGGGUCCCACACUCCCCUAUCCUCCUAUUUCCUUACCAUCCCAAGCUCCCUUUUCUUGUCUUUAUGAGUAUAUUUAUAUGGACAGAAUGAAGAAAAACGAAAUUGAUUUCCCCUUCCUCUCAUUUCCCCCAUCUUAUCUCCCCAAACCCCACUGAGUUAAAACUCGGGCCUCCUCCCACCCGCAGAACACUUGUAUAUUGUUUGAGGUUCGUGCCGCAGUAACAGACACAGUAUUUAAUUGCACAUACAGAUGUUUGCUGGGUAUAUUCACUGUAAAUUUUAUUUAAUCUGUUUGUUUGUUUGGGGGUUACCUGGGGGGAGGUUGGUUUUGUUUUUAAAUAUAAAAAAAAUCUUCUGUUACUGGACGUCAGUCCCCGUUUUUCUCUUGCCGCCUUGGUGUGGGUGGGGGUUGGAGGUCCUGGGUAAGUACAGCCCCGCAGCUGUUGGAGGGGUUUGAUGUGGGUUGGGGUGGUUUUCCCUAAACACAUGCACACAUCUCUUCCUAACGCUAUUCCUCCCCCUGCAACCCCGUCCUUCUCCCUGCCCACAGUUGUGAUAUAUGGCUGGGUCUCUGAUGGAGCCUUGGUUCUGGGCUCUCCCAGCUUGACUCUGGAUCACUUUGUGUCCUUAUUAGUAAAAUAAGAGACUUGGACUGACAAAGUGACCUCUGAGGUUCCUUGCAGCCUAUUCUGUAAUACUCAUUUAAGGCCCUCGUGGCUGAUCUGGGGUGGGGCAAGGGGCUGUUAAGUCCAGAACUGGAUUGAGAUGUUGUCCUCAUAUCCUGUCCCAUCUAAUCUUCUGAAAACCCUUUAGGGAUGGAGUACUUGGUCUUUCUUUAAUCCUAAAGCCAGAGGAUUGUGUUCUACAGAAAUGGAUGCUUCUUGUAAUAAAUGCUACAUCAGCUGAACUUGCAGUGCCAGGAUGCCACAUUAUCCAGGUGUGCUCAGCCAUCCCUGUGCAUUGAAGAAAGAAGAAGAGCAAAAGUCACUCCACCUGCAAGAUGGAGGCUUUCCUAUAUCUGGGGCUCCUCAAAGUUGGUGCUGUUGUUCACAGCCAGUUAGGCCAGGGCCAUUAAAGAGCUUAUAGCCUCAGAACCAGUAGAACCUGAGAGAAAAAAGCAGUGGGUGGAAAUGGCAAAGCACAUUGCCCUGGAAAUCUCUUGGGUGGCAGUAUGUCUAGGCAGGCUCCUCUGAAGCUUGUCUGACCCUGCCUCCAACCUAAUCCUCUCUUUCUUACAGAUGCAAGGGUUAAUGCAGCAGUACAUUACCACCUGUAAAUUUUUCUUCUCUGAGAUGGCAGUAUCUCUUCUUCCAGCCAUGUCACAGCCCACAGAAUAGGAGAAGGCUACAUCUCUAUGAGAUACGAAUGCCAGCUAACUCCUUGACCCAUCAGUUCAUACGCUGGGGUAUGAGAGGAGGGAGAUGAAACCAAGGAGUCAAAUUAGCAGAAAGUGUGAGGCAUGGCCAUCCUACCUCCAGGAGUUUGCUGCUCUCAUGGGAAAGGGGACAUUAUUUACAGAUGAUCAGAACGCCCUGUGUGGCAGCUAUAGCCUUCUGUUUACUGUUAACUAGACCAUCCCUACCUGGUUGUCAGACCAGCACUCCCCGAGUGCCUCUCAGAUGGAAGUAUUAGCCUAUCUUUCCUAGGCGCCCUUAAGGUUCCCUUUGGAGCCCUGGCGGCACAGUGGUUAAGAGCUCAGCUGCUAACCAACAGAUUGGCAGUUCGAAUCCACCAGCAGCUCCUUGGAAACCCUAUGGGGCAGUCUACUCUGUCCUAUAGGAUCGCUAUGAGUCAGAAUCGACUCGAUGGCAGUGGGUUUGGUUUUGGUUUUUUGGUAAGGUUCCCUCUACCCUGAGGACACAGUUUUAGAGAAAAGGGGGUAACAACGUCUCUGGAUAUAGCUGGAGGGAACAAAGCAGUACUACAGAUCGUUCACUCCCUUACAGGCUGGAGCAGGGUACCCUCUAACUCCUGUGAAUAAGAAAGCAGUCUAGUCUAUCUGAUAGGAGAGCUCUGAGGAGUCAAAUGAUCCCUUCCUACCUGGUUUCCAGCCCUUUCUUUCCUAAAGUUUUAAAGUUAGGCUGGUGCUUGAGGGUGUAAAAAUACAUGGUCACAAGAAGACAAGGCUGAGAAGUUGAAGUAUGUAGUUCCUAAAGUAGGCCCAGGGA